Molecule: messenger RNA, 315 nt
Organism: Plasmopara halstedii
Lineage: Eukaryota; Oomycota; Peronosporomycetes; Peronosporales; Peronosporaceae
Exons: 1
Coding region: 1-315 (104 amino acids)
Source: RefSeq, a predicted model, not a curated record
AUGGUAGUCAUGUACAUCACUGUGAGUGAAAAAGCCAUGUUAAAAAUCUUGAGAAGCGACAUCUUUAAGACUGGAAUGAAUGAUGCGAAACUGAAAUUAGCUGUUAAAUUAAUCGUAAACACUGCUAUUGCCAGACGAAUCCAAAACAUCCAGUUGGCUUUCCAUCCUUCAGACGGUUUGCGGAGGGGGAGGCACUCCAAAAAAAUCGCUACCGCGAGAGUAGGUAUCGGAGUGAGCAAGCACACGAAGAUUACACGAAUGCGAGAAGUGGUAUCGCAGUAUGCAUUAAAGCUUUCGAGACGUUCAACAGAAUAA